AUGAAGGUCCUCAAUGCGGGUGACCACCCGCUCUCGAAUGCAGAUGUCUUGGACUGGCUUAAACGAAAACGCGCCCAACAUCGAGAGGAAGACGCAGAAGACAAGAGCAAGGGCGUCAAGCCAGCAGCACGGCCCAAGAACUUCAUGGCAGCACUCAAUCGCCUCGAGCGCGAGCUUGACUCUGGGAAAUAUCCGUACACGAAGAAUCCCUCCGUCUACCAGGGUCCAGCGCGGAAAGAGAAGUUUCAAGAGUUUGUGAUACAAGUGGAAGGUAGGAUUCAAGAUCAGUUGGAAGCCGAAUGGAAAGACAAGCUGGCUACGAUGAGCAAAGAGCAGGUGGACAAGGACUUUGCCGCAGAGCAGGAGAAGAGAUGCCUCACGCAGUCGGAGAUGCUCAUGAUCUACAAUCACGCGCCCACUUGCGUGGAGAUGUUGCAGCCGAUGAUCGAGAACGUGGAGGAUAGGUUUACUGCAGAGGAGCAGCAGCUUCUGGUGGAUGUCAUCGUCCGAACGCUUCGUCCGGAGGAGCCACACCUUCAACAGGCGACAUAG
Molecule: messenger RNA, 552 nt
Organism: Lecanosticta acicola
Lineage: Eukaryota; Fungi; Ascomycota; Dothideomycetes; Mycosphaerellales; Mycosphaerellaceae
Source: the annotation of a GenBank genome assembly